Molecule: messenger RNA, 2252 nt
Organism: Hevea brasiliensis (rubber tree)
Lineage: Eukaryota; Viridiplantae; Streptophyta; Magnoliopsida; Malpighiales; Euphorbiaceae
Exons: 9
Coding region: 84-1085 (333 amino acids)
Molecular function (GO): mRNA binding
Source: RefSeq, a predicted model, not a curated record
AAUCAAGCAUCGGUUAUCCCGCUUCACUUGUGGUGGCGUCUAGGGUUUUAUUGUUAUUGACUAACACAACCACUACCAAUCACAUGGCCGGAGCUGGAAUCCACCCAUACCACCAGCAGUGGCCGCCGGCAGCUGCUCCUCCGCCUCCACCCGCUGCGGCUGCUGCCCCUCCUCCUCCUCCUAUCCAUCAUCCUCCUCCGGUCCUUGUUGAUAAUAGCAAUCGCGGUCCUACGCACGAUGAGGUUCGAACAAUAUUCAUUACGGGGCUUCCUGAAGAUGUGAAGGAGAGAGAGCUUCAGAACUUAUUGAGAUGGCUACCAGGAUAUGAGGCUUCACAAGUGAACUACAAGGGAGAAAAGCCUAUGGGUUUUGCUCUCUUCUCCACUGCCCAGCUUGCUAUUGCUGCUAAAGACGCUCUUCAGGACAUGGUUUUUGAUGCGGAAUCCAAGUCAGUGUUGCAUACAGAGAUGGCAAAGAAGAAUCUAUUUGUGAAAAGAGGAAUAGUAGCAGAUUCUAGUGCUUAUGAUCAAAGUAAACGUUUGAGAACUGGUGGUGACUAUUCUCACACUGCUUAUACAACUCCAUCUCCAUUUCACCCUCCUCCUGCCCCCGUCUGGGGACCACAUGGGUAUAUGGCCCCUGCUCCACCUCCAUAUGAUCCAUAUGCAGGCUAUCCUGUUCCUCAGGUACCAAUGCCAACCCCUGCACCGAUACCAGCUCCUAGCAGUUAUGUACCUGUUCAGAAUACAAAAGAUAACCCUCCUUGUAAUACCCUAUUUAUUGGUAAUCUUGGAGAGAAUAUCAAUGAGGAAGAACUGAGGGGUCUAUUCAGCGUACAACCUGGCUUUAAGCAAAUGAAAAUUUUGAGACAGGAAAGACAUACUGUUUGUUUUAUUGAAUUUGAAGACGUGAACAGUGCAACCAAUGUGCACCGUAGUUUGCAAGGUGCUGUUAUCCCAAGCUCUGGUUCUGUUGGCAUGCGAAUACAGUACUCAAAGAACCCAUUUGGUAAGAGGAAAGAUGCAAGUCACCCUGCUGCUUCUCCCAGUGCCAAUGGAGCUCCACCAACUAUUACCUACCAGUAGCUCGAAGGGGAUGUACUCUGAUCCUUAUGCACCGAGAAAUACAUGAUAGGAUGCAUCUUGCAGCUGUUGCAUGCAUCCAUUUCAUAUUCAACAUCAGCAUUAGCAUCUCUUCUCAUGUGCAUGAAUGCACACAGUGCUGUCAUGAACGCACCAUCUGUUCAUGUUAUACUAAUUUCUCCUGGACAUGCAUUUGUCAGCACCAUAUGUUGAUGUGUGGAUAACCUAAUAGGGCAGAUAUAUUUACCAUUUGUAGAAGUGGUGCAUCGCAGUUUUUUUGUUAAAUUUGUGUGUCUGUUUAAUUCUUUUCUGCCUUUUGUCCAUAUUCUACAUCAAUAUUAGGGAUGCUUGUCUGGAUAGACAUUUUUCUGCUUGUGAAAUUCUCAUGAUUUACAUUACAUUUCCUAACAUGGCAUCCUAAUGCAGUUGAGAGUAACAUAUCAUGAUACAAAGUUUUUAACAAGACAAUUCAUACCAUCAAUCAUGUAUUCUUAGCCAUUGCCACCAUCAACAUGUCUCUAGUCAGUUCCAUGAACGGAAUCAAUCUUCCCUUCAUCAGUUAAGCAAAAAAUUAUCAUAAUGGUUUAGCAUUCAGGUAGUUAACAGCAUAAUCAUCGGAAGAAUGUCAGGGAAAUAUAUGCCCUUGUGAUUUAUAUGCAGGCUUUUCUGUACAAAGUGAGAAGCUACCAUUCAUUUGAGGACGUCAAGUGCUGCAGCUGCUUUUAGUAACUGGUAAUGUCCCUUUUUUGGCAAACAUCCUCGUUUGGAUGUUUGAUUGACAAUUCUUAAGGUGGAAAUUUUGUUGGAUUUCAACUGAAGCAAACAUCAGGUAAGUAGGGGAGCUUGAGAUUGCCAUGGCGGUGGCGAAUUUUCUUAACAUGCGAGGGACUUUUGGGUCGAUCUUUGUGGUAGUUGUUGCCAUUCAACAAAUUGAGUAGGUAGAGAGAAUCAUGGGUGAGGGAAAGAUAUCAUAGCAGGGGAAUAUAGUUUCACUAGUAAGUCUUUAACACCAAUUGGGUCUGUCUACUGUCCUCUUUACUCUUUAUAGAGUGCCCUUCUAGCUGUUAUGCUGCUCCAUGGUACUGUCCCUAAUUUAACAGCAUUAUUGUUACAAUAGUUUGGGCUUAAGUGCUGAUUUUCAUAGCAAUUUUUAUUUUUUCAAAUAGUAAA